Messenger RNA from Orycteropus afer afer, 513 nucleotides. RefSeq names its product serine and arginine rich splicing factor 2 (gene SRSF2). NCBI's taxonomy places the organism in Eukaryota, Metazoa, Chordata, Mammalia, Tubulidentata, Orycteropodidae. Gene Ontology annotation, biological process: mRNA splicing, via spliceosome. The transcript is spliced from 2 exons. Gene Ontology annotation, molecular function: RNA binding. Gene Ontology annotation, cellular component: nuclear speck. The record is from RefSeq and is a predicted model, not a curated record. Bases 1 to 513 code for a protein of 170 amino acids.
AUGAGCUACGGCCGCCCGCCCCCCGACGUGGAGGGCAUGACCUCUCUCAAGGUGGACAACCUGACUUACCGCACCUCACCCGACACGCUGCGGCGCGUUUUCGAGAAGUACGGGCGCGUCGGCGACGUGUACAUCCCACGGGACCGCUACACCAAGGAGUCCCGCGGCUUCGCCUUCGUGCGCUUUCACGACAAGCGCGACGCUGAGGACGCCAUGGACGCCAUGGACGGCCGAUCACGAAGCCGCAGCCGCUCCCGCUCCCGGAGCCGCUCCCGCUACAGCCGCUCCAAGUCUCGGUCUCGCACGCGCUCCCGAUCGCGCUCCACGUCCAAGUCCAGAUCGGCGCGCAGGUCCAAGUCUAAGUCGUCGUCGGUGUCCAGGUCGCGCUCGCGCUCCAGGUCCCGGUCCAGGUCGCGGAGUCCGCCGCCCGUGUCCAAGAGGGAGUCCAAGUCUAGAUCGCGAUCCAAGAGUCCACCCAAGUCCCCGGAAGAGGAAGGAGCAGUGUCCUCUUAA